UUCGUUGCUGGCUCUGGCCACAAUAUGGCGUAAAACGCCGAUGAUCUGUGGUUCGCAGCUGUAAAAAUAUUGUGCAAAGACUUAUUUUAGCAAUUUUCUGUGUGAUUUUAUUACUGCCGAAGGAAAAUAUGACAUCUUUACAUUUUGCUGUUCAACCAUUACCUGGAAAUGAUGACCAACUUAUCGACAAACUGAGAGAAGUCUCCGACAGAUUUAGUCAACAUGGGUUCACAGCACCUGCUGCUGUGACAUCUCUGAGGAACAUCACAAUCACAGAGUGCGUUGUCGGCCCCACUCACAUUGCUUUAUUGAGAGAGGAUGGAAGGGUGUGCAGAGUGCCAUACCUUGUGGCGACAGAAAAGCUGGACCUCAGUAAGACGGAGCCAAAACCGAAAGCCAGCAAGCUGGAGAAGAUGGAGCGCACACCGUCCUCGACCGCCCGCAACGGAUCCCUGGUCAUGGAGUCUCCCAUCGUUCUCGUGUCGGACUCAUUGGGCUCGGCCGCUGCUCAGUCCACUGCCUCAGGACGAUGGCCCGCUUCGGCCGUGACCUCCAAUCCCCCCUCAGCGACCCGCGGUGGGUCAGCAGCCAGCGGUGGGACGACCAGUGUCGGCGGGAGCAGCACCAGCGGGGGUGGUGGGGGCGGGGGCGGAGUCAACAACAACCAGCCCACCAGCUUCAGCCGCAUGCAGCGGGCCGUGCACGUCAGCCGCGGGGGUCGGAGGUCGGGGGUCAUUGUUGGCGGCAGGCCCCUCGUGCCCGCCUCUGUUGUUCCAGAGGAUCUCAUCAGCCAGUGUCAGGUUGUGUUACAAGGGAAGUCCCGGAAUCUCAUCAUCAGGGAACUACAGAGAACGAACCUGGAUGUGAAUAUGGCAGUGAACAACCUGCUGAGUCGGGAUGACGAGGGCGAGGGGGAUGAUGACGACAGCCAAGACUCGUACGUACCGGAUGACCUCAUCUCCCUCCUGGACUCUGGUGUGCACGAGCACCCGUCUGUCAUCAUCGAAGCGGACGCCAUGUUCAACGAGGACGUUUUUGGCUAUUCGUCGCUUCGCAGUCGGGGCUCCGGGACAAGGUCAAGACUAGGUGACCGCGAGAGAGAGCAGCUGGACAGAGACCGUGACUCCAUCUUUCGCAUCCGAGACCACCGACGCAGACUGGAAAUGUCGUUCCGUGACGAAACAAUCAAAUCUCUAGAGAGGGAUGAAGGUAAAUCAGCUGGGGCUGACAGUGGCAAAAAGGGGAGCCCGCCUGCACAGAACCCUCUGGUGAUAGGAGAGGAGCUGCAGUACUGGACGGAAAAGGAUGGAGACCCGCCGCUGUUCCGGCAUAUCGAGGCUAUGUACUCAGAGCUGGUGGGGUUGGGCAGAGACGGGCGCAUCUACAGCUGGAAGUGGACCGAUGCAGAACCUUACAGACAUCCUGACAAUCCGAAUGUCCGUCACCCAAAAGCCAUACAUCUGGGUCUUCAGUACGAGCGAGGAACACUGUUGUCUGCCUGCGGUGUACGGGCAUCUGUUCUCACAGAGUCUUUCCGGAUUGCCACGUGGCUUGACGAGUCGCUGAGCACAGUUUCCUCCAAGUUGGAGCACGCAGCCAUGCAGUUCUCUGAGUUCCUCUCCGACAGAGUGGUCUCCCUGCAUACUUGCACGCUCUACACGUGCGCGCGGCUAGAAAGUGGCGCCCUCUACUGGUGGGGUGUGAUGCCGUUUGUCCAGCGAAAGAAACUGGUGGAGAGAUUGAACAAGAAGAAGAAGGCGAAGGAGACGGUGUCCUCCUCGGAGAUAGUCACGGGCGUCACUGUGUGUCUGCGCAGCGCCCCCCUCUACAACGCCGGCGCCAUCGCCUUCUCCGAGAUCAACGGUGUCCCCAAAGUGGGUCAGCUCCUCGAGGCGGCCUGGAUGCUGGGAGACAGCUGUCGGUUCCGAAUUCGACAGCCUGGCAGUUUCAGCGAGGUGAAGGCAGAUACCCUGAAGCCAGAGACGCCUAAGAGCAGCGAGAUUAAGACAGACAUGCCUCCCCCGUCGCCCGCCUCAUCCGUGUGCAGCGAUCAUAGCAGUGCCUCAGUCUCCACGAGUUCUCUGAAGCGCAAGAAGGGUCCUGUAACCCCUGUGAAGGAUGACGAGAAGGAAGAGCGGUGGCCGCUGAAGCACGUCGUCUUUGUGGAGGAUGUCAAGACCGUGCAGCUGGGCAAGGUCCUCAAGGUCGACGGUACGUGCGCUGCCGUCAGAUUCCACAGAGACGCCGACGCUGCUGGCUCCAGCAAGGAGGACCCCAUUGCUCUGCUUCAGGACUGCCGGCUGUUGAGGAAAGACGAGCUACAGGUGGUCAAGGCUGCCGGGGGUCCCAAGAGUCCUGACUGUUUCCAGAGGUUGCCCAAGAAAGUGGCGGUGGCGGAGAACGGACAGAUUGAGACGGUCACUGUGGACCCAGAGGUCAGCCGCAGCGGGUCGCGUCUCUACUACAGCUUCCACAACCUGAGCACGGGCAAGGUGGACCACAACUGUCUGUUCCCGACCAGCGCCGACGCCUUCCUGGGGACACGUUCCAGCAACGUCUCGCUGCUCACCUGUGGAAAUGUAAGAGAAAAAAAAAAGAAUGAUGAUGAUAGUAGUAAUAGAUAUAGCAUUUGUAUAGUGCAAAUUCCCGCUCACCAGCAAAUGAAUAACUGGAGUGUGGGUGGUUAUAACACCUUUAUUUCAUUUGCCUACAUUUGUUUUCCUCUUUGUUGGUCAUUUCAGCACCAGAUACUGAUUCCGCACAUCAUCCGCUCGGACAUCGUGAAAGUGCGAGCAACUCUGGCCUCCCUGGAGGAAGACCGAAAAGAGAGUGGCAGCCUGAGGCCGCAGAGUCUACUGAACGUGCUGAAUGAGCGCUGCGAUGGGAACCGCAACCUGCUGCACAUGUGUGUGGCCGCCUGCAUACCCCAGUCCAACAAGGAGUUUGAUGCCAAUGACUCGAACCAGUUGAGCUCCAGCUCAUUCAGCUGCACCUUGGAUGCGGUGACCAGUGCCGUGGACGCCAUCGCCUCGCUGCAGUCUCGCUCCUCGGAGAGUUCUGCCAGCAGAAGCAUGAGUGUCCGUGAGCUGAUCCGGAGAGCUUCAUCUGCGGCCCGAGGAGUGAGCGGGCUGGACGCCCCGGACAGAGACGACUCAGGGAUAGCAGUGCCCACCAUCAACUGGCCCUCGGAUCCCCCGCCCAGUUACGACUCCAUUCCGUCGUCCGAGUGGCCGUCGAGACACGCCAGUCUGGCGGCAGGAGCCAGUGGAGGCGGUAGUGGUGGUGCUGGUGGUGGAAGUGGCAGCAGUAGCAGUGGUGGUGGUGGUCCUGGUGGUGGUGGUAGUGGCGGUGGAGGCAGCGGCAGCUCUGGCGUAGGGGUGAGCGGCCCGUCAGGCGUGUCGUCGGGUUCAGAGUUCAGCACGGUCAGCCUGGGUCCGGUCAAGCUGGAGGACAAGGAGCGGCGCGGCCUGGCCCUGCAGAUACUGGACAUGGUGCUGGCCGCUCCCGUCUUCCAGCCCCACCUGUUUGAGCUGCUCAGCUCCAAGAACGCUGAAGGCUGCACGCCGUUCAUGCAGGCUGUCUGUGGGCGCGCGUAUCCAGCCGCUCUCUCCCUGUUCCACACUGCGCUGAGUAUACGGGGGAUGAACCGCGGCCCUCAAGACGAGGCGAUGCCCACUCAGCAACAGGCUAGCAGUGUCAGCAGCAACAACAACAGCAGCAGCAGUGGUGGUGUUGGUGUAGCUGGAGGUGGGGCGGGAGGAGCAGCAGCAGCAGGAGGAGCAGCAGCGCCGUCGCGCGACGCGGUGCAGAUGGACAUGCUGCUGUCAAUGAUCUACCCGCCGGGCUCCAGCCUGGACAACUCGCCGCUGCACGUGAUCUGCGCCAACGACACCUGCAGCUUCACCUGGACCGGCGCCGAGCACAUCCAUCAAGACAUAUUUGAGUGCAAGACAUGCGGGCUGACGGGAACCUUCUGCUGCUGCACCGAGUGCGCCCGCGUCUGCCACAAGGGCCACGACUGCAAGCUGAAGAAGACCUCGCCCACGGCCUACUGUGACUGCUGGGAGAAGUGCAAGUGCAAGGCGCUGGUGGCGGGCGUGCAGUCGGCCCGCCUCUCGCUGCUGAACCAGCUGCUGCGCUACACGGACCUGGUCACGGCGCCCAACUCGCGGGGGGACAACAUCCUGCUCUUCCUGGUGCAGACGGUGGGCCGCCAGCUGGUGGAGCAGCGCGAGUACAAGCCCGCCAGGGCCCGCGUGUCGGGCAGCCGCAAGGCCCAGCUGGGAGAUUUAGAUGUAGAGAUGCCAGAGCACGACUUGGAGCCGCCCCGCUUCAGUCGCCGUGCCCUGGAGCGCAUCCUCAAUGACUGGAUGGCGGUCAAGGCCAUGCUGACCAGUGGUCUCAAGCCACCAACUGCUGGGGGUCCUGACCUGAUCUACGAGGAGCAGAUUUAUCUGGAGAGUCAAAGCGGCACUGCGAGGCUGGACAAGUUCACCCAUUGCAUGCUGGUCAAGUGUAGCAACGAGAUGUUGGACACCCUGCUGUCGACGUUGAUCCGAGAGAUGCAGACAGAGGAGAGUGCUGCGCGGCGUGACGAGGCGCGCCAGGUGACUCGCCGGUUCGUGCGCUCGGUGGCCCGUGUCUUUGUGGUUCUCAACAUUGGCAUGUUACCUGCCUCCGGCAAGAAACGAGGCCUCCAUGCCCAGCCAUGCCAGCCGCUGAUGAAGUGCAAGAGAGUGUUCCAGGCGCUGAUCACCAUCGCCAUCGAGGAGCUGUGCCAGAUGGCGGACGCCCUUAUCGCCCCCGUGCGCAUGGGUGUAGCCCGACCCACCGCGCCCUUCGCGCUGGUCAGCAUCAACUCGGAUGCUGUUCAGGGCAGCGAAGAGCUGUUUGCUUUGGAUCCAUUACCCCCUCGGCCUUCAUCGGCUGAUAGCACUGCCCAGAGGAUGCCGAUAGUGAGCCACCGGUCACCCCGCCACAGGUCGCAGCCCUCCUCCAGACCUCCCGCCGACGAUGAGCGGAUGCCGGUGGACAUUGAGGAGGUGGAGGUGGUGGAGAGUAUGCAAGUGGACGACGAGCACAGUGACCGGGAGGACCGCGACGACCGACAGUCGGUCCACUCGGACCAGGACCUGGACCACGACCCUGAGCAGCCGGCACCUGACCCGGAGGACGGCCCGGCAGAAAGUGACAUGAGCCUGGUUAUGCUGACGGAGGAAUCGGACAGCGACAGCGAGAGCAGCCACAGCAACCAGGACAACGUGAGUGUGCAGAGGUCAGCAGUUACCAUGGCAACGGCCGGCUCAGACGCAGGCCUGGGCAGCCUGGCCCACUUCUCGGAGGACUCUGGAGACUCUUCCAACCAGGAGGAGGACUACGAGAGCGAGGCAGGCGAGAGUGAGGAGCGGGACACGGACGAGUUCAUCUACCUGGACGAGCAGCUGGAGCGACCGUCGACGGCCGGCGGGCCGGGGGCCCAGGGACAGCGCACCCUGCAGGCCCCACACACCAUGCAGUGGGCCAUCCGCCCGCGGGAGCCCGCCACUACCAGCUCUACCAGCCGCACCCCAACCACGACUACCACAACGAGCACUGCCGGAGGCAACAGCCUGAUCUACAUUGACCCAUCCACUCUACGGCGGUCUGUGUCGGUGGCGGGCCCCACGGUGACCAACCAGGACAGCCCCGUCACCAUGGCGACGACGGCUAGCCAGCUGGCUCGGGCCUUCGGCAUUGUGCUGCGCCAGGUGACGGACCUGCUGAACGUGGUGCCGUACUACCACGCCCUCACACCCAGCCUGCCCCUGGUGCUGGAGGUCACUGCACAGGAAGAACAGAAGCUGCAGGUUUUCUUGGAGCAGCAACUGCGGCCUACCUGGCAAUGGCUGGUCGCCGUCCUAGAUUCCACCGAGGCCCAGCUGCGCUUUGGCUCGGCCCUCAGCAACAACAGCGACCCGUCGUGCCCCCAGCACCCGCUACACGCCAACUACACGCGUUCGCACCGGGAGCGACCGCCGCCACCCCGAGAAGAGCCCCGGUCGCUGCACGUCUUGGAGCACAACCGGCGGCGGCUGCGGUUCGGGACCCUGGGUCAGUCAGUGCCCGCCACCAGCUCAGAUGGCAACUCGGCACGCCGUGACUUCCUGAACUACGCCUUGUCGCUAAUGCGCAGCCACCACGACGAGCACUCCAACUCUCUGCCAGUCAUCGACAUCACGGCCCUCAAACACACGGCAUACGUGUUCGACGCACUCAUCUACUACAUGCGCACAGCGCCGGACUCUGACGUGGAGGCCCUGAGGGACGGCGUGUCCGUCACCUCCAGCUGGCAGGACGAAGACGGAGAGGAAGACCACGAUGACGAGCUUCUGGGAGCGUCGGCUGCCGCCGUGGAGACGGAGAGUGUGGAUGGGGACAGCGACAGCGCUACUCGUUUGGGUCGGAGGCAUCCGUUUUUCCAGCGGUCCGACUCGACGAUUUUUAUGGGCUGUCCGCCCCCCGAUCCUUUUCACACGCCUUUAGUGGAGGCGCUACCUUUGGCGGAUCAGCCACACCUCCUUCAGCCCAACGCGAGGAGGGAGGAUUAUUUCGGCAUGGCUAAGCCCACUGUGGUCUCGAAGGGGGGAGAUGGUAGUUCUGUGGGCCCCGGUCGGCAGCUUCCCCUGAGUCUGGCGUUAUCGAUGAGGCGAGAUGAAGAGAGGGUGAAGCUGGCCCAGAGCCUGCGCAACGCCGCCUUCCAGCCGAUCUCCACCGCACCCAUGAGCAGUACCACCAGUUCUGGAGGUGCAACGAGAGGUGGGGAUGCUAUGAGCAGUGGUGGAGGUGGAGGAGGUGCUGGGGGGAGCACAUCGCUGACCUCGCUGAUGUCUGCUACGGGGGUCUCUUCCUCUCGCGCCACCCUCAGCUCUGACCUCCGGUCGAUGUCGGAUCUGUUCCCUCAGAGCGUAGCGGUGAACCUUUCCCUGUCCGGACCCAACCACAGCAAGCCUCUGUCUCAGCAACAACAGCAGCAUCAGCACCAACCUCUGGAUAUCCCUCUGCCGGGCGAGGCUCCGCCCCCUGUCGCCCAGUCCUCGUCACAGGCUCCGCCCCUGACCCAGCCCAUGCUGUACCCAGAGCCCAUGCAGGGGAUCGCGGCUCCAUCGUCGUCAUCGUCCGUGCCCUCGGCCUCAUUGAGCAUACCGAACCCGCUGGCUCCGAUGGUACCCAACCAGCCGCAGACACCCAGCCAGUUAGCCCGUGCGGCCUUGUCGGCCUUCUCAGAGAUUGCCACCAGCAGAGAACGCAUCGCCACCUCGGCGACCACCAGCACCACCAGCACUGGCCCCCUCGUCAGUGCUGGGCCAAUCCCCACGUAUCAACCGCAGCAGCUACCGCAUCAACAACAGCAGCAGCAGCAUGUUUCGUCACUGUGGGGGCUGGUGUCCCCGUCUGACCCGUCUCAGACCAGCGUGAUCGUUCACACCGCCUCCAACCCGACCACCCUCCUAGCCUCCCAGCCCUCUGCCCUCACCGCUGCCACAGCAUCGUCGUCAAACAGCGGUGCCCCACAACUACCACAACAACAACAACAGCAGCGACACCAACACCACCACCAACAACAACAGCACCCUCAGCAACAUUUUAGUCCGCAACAGCAGCAAUCUUCGUCUUCGUCACACCCGGUACCUCCCCCUCUCCCCGGCAGCGUCCCCCCUGCAGGAAGUUCGGUGGCCGGGCCUGCUGUUGCCUCGACCGACGAGUCUGGUGAGGAUGGCCAGCCACCGCUCCGACCCAAGAUCCACUUUGCCUUCCUGGCAUGGUCGGCCCAGAACCAGGCUGCCUCCUCCUCCUCCUCCAUGGGAGCUCCGGCCUCGGCUUCCUCUCACAGCGGCAGUUCUAGCACCCCGCAGUCGCUCCAGUCCCUCCCCUCCACCCAGGAGCUGGGCUCCCUCAGUUCGGAUCCCACCUCGGACAGCGGAGCGGACUCGCAGGCCUCCACGCUGCCUCCCAUCCCGGCCGGUGUGUCCAUCGUGACGCUGCCCCCACAGACUCACUCCUCCAAUGUCGGACCGUCCACGAGCUCUGAUACUCCCGCCAGCCUGGACCCUGCGCCCAUUGACCUGGUCGGGGCCAACGAGAACGUGUCCAACACAGUGGACAUUGAGACCUCGGACCAGUCGGCCCACCACGCGGGCCCCGGCUCGGCCCCGACCCCAUCGGCCUCUGCUCUGCCGCCCCUCCCAUCCAUGUCUGCCUCGUCGUCAUCGUCGGCUGUCAGACACCAGACGGCGCUGGGCCAGAUUGUGUCCCACGACCUCCUGCUGGGCCGCUGGCGACUCUCCCUGGACCUGUUUGGCCGCGUGUUCUGCGACGACGUAGGGGCCGAGCCGGGCUCUGUCAUCAGUGAGCUUGGGGGGUUCCCCGUCAAGGAAGGACGCUUCCGCCGGGAGAUGGAGAAGCUGAGGAACUCUCAGCAGAGAGAUCUCACCAUUGAGAGCCUGGCGGCCAAGAUCACGGGCAUGUUGCUGGAGCUGUCCCCCUCCCAGCUGGUCCUGCUACUGACCUCUGACCUGGCGCUGCGACACCGAGUGGACGACGCCGUGGAGAUCAUCUCCUCUCACGGAAGGGAAAUGAGCUCGGAUAGUUUCCUGGAUCUGGAUAUCUUCAACCUGUCUACGGAUAAGUCUAAGACUCCGCCCUCUAACACGUCAGGGGGUGGGGCUAGCGGAGCUGCAGGCCUGGGCUCGGACUUUGCCCUGGAUGAGGACAUAGAGGACAACGCCCCUCUCUUCUGGCAGCCGGGCAAGCGGGGCUACUACACCCCACGCAUCGGCAAAGCUUCCCCGGAGAGGCUUAACGCAUUUAGAAAUAUCGGCAGGAUCAUUGGCCUAUGCCUGUUGCAAAACGAGAUCUGCCCGCUGUUCUUCAACCGCCACGUUCUGAAGUGCAUCCUGGGCCGUCGUCUGGGCUGGCACGACCUGGCCUUCUUCGACCCGGUGAUGUACGAGUCGCUGCGCAGCCUAGUGGAGGAUGCGGAGAGCAAGGACGCACAGCUCAUCUACACGCUGGACCUCAACUUUUGUGUGGAGCUCUGUGCUGAGGAGGGUGGAGAGCAGGUGGAGCUGAUCCCGGACGGCGCAGAGGUGGAGGUGACGGCGCAGAACGUGCACAACUACGUGCGAAAGUACGCAGAGCACCGCAUGAUGGUCGUGGCAGAGAAAGCUUUGAAGAACCUGCGUAUGGGUGUGUUUGAUGUGGUCCCCUCCAACUCCCUGGACGGGCUGACGGCCGAGGAUCUGCGCCUGCUGCUCAACGGGGUCGGGGACAUCAACGUGCAGACGCUCAUCAGCUACACCUCCUUCAACGACGAGAGUGGUGAGAAUGCUGAGCGUGUGCAGCGAUUCAAGCGCUGGUUCUGGUCGGUGGUUGAGAAAAUGAACAACUAUGAGAGGCAAGAUCUGGUUUACUUCUGGACAUCCAGCCCCGCCCUCCCAGCCAGCGAGGAGGGCUUCCAGCCCAUGCCCAGCAUCAACAUCCGGCCGGCGGAGGACGACCACCUGCCCACGGCCAACACGUGCAUCUCCCGGCUGUACAUCCCGCUCUACUCCACCAAGGCCAUUCUCAAGACCAAGCUGCUGCUCUCCAUCAAGACCAAGGCCUUUGGCUUCGUCUAGGGAGGACAGACAGCCCGCCGUUGUUGCCACCACCGCCCUUCGUGGUCUUCUCGGCGCUGCUCUGGAGAAUUGGAGGGCGUUGUAGGAUUCAACGCUUUGGCCUUUGUUGUGGUGUUGAGACAAUAAAUUACGAACAAUGCGCUACGGCUUUCGAGUAUUCCAGAAUUUUUUUUAGGCUCCACGCUUUUUUAUAUCAUUCUGCUUCAAGACAAAAGUCUUUGAGUUUGUGGGUCGUGGGACACACUUUUAAGGACUCUCACUAGUUCCGGGAUUUUCUGGAGUACCGUGCUGUCCACCCGGUCAAGACUAACGGUGGAGUUAACAGGACAGAUGUCUUAUAAGACUGUCCGCGAUUCCGGAAAUUUCUGGAAUUUCAACUGGUCCAUCCAGGUCAAAACUUUCAAGUUUGUCAAAGGACAAAUAUCUAAGACUUUGUCCAGGUUCCCCAAAUUUCUGGAAUUUCAACUUGCCGAGGUCGAAGCUGUAAAUUUGUCUAAGACAAAUAUAAUCUAAGAACGAGUAGUUGGAUUCCAGAUUUUUCUGGAAUUCUGGCUGGUCAAGAUGAGAGCCUUCAAGUUUGUCGUAAGACAAAUGUGUAAGGUCUCUUACCGAUUCCUCAAGUUUCUAGAAUUCCAACUGUGCUCCACUCCAAGUGCGGGACCUACGAGUUUGGGGGGAGAUGUUUCUCAGUGAAUUGUUAGAGUUUAAAUGGGGGGGGGGGGGUGUUAAAUGGUGAUUUUUCCGACAUGAUGUCAAGCUUUGGGCCUUGUGUAUGUUCGACAUCACUGUUUGCUUGUUCUGCUUUUUCCUUCUUCUCGUUUUCGUUGAAAUUUGAUAUCUGACUAAAUGUGUAUGUGUUCCUUUGACAAGGGCCUGUAUGUAGACAAUUUUUAAAAAUUGAGAUAAAGGUAGUUUCAUGUGGGUUUUUAUAUUCUGAAUCGCAUAAGUUUUUAAAAAGUGUUUCAGGUAUUUUCAGUACUUAUUGAGAUAUUGCCUGUUAUGUAAGGAAAGGUACGAAUAUGUUUUUGAGGAAAAGUUUUAAAGUUAAAUGACUUAAUAUUUUUCUAAAAAAUAGCAUAAGAAUGGCCUUGCUCCUUCGAUUCACCCUUAUAAUUUUUGUUUAAUAUGUUUAACUUUCAGAAGAAAAAAAAACAUCAAUAAAUAAUGCUGUCGAUUAUCAGAGUGUUUGUGGAAAAAUAAAGUGAUUUGAAUGUGUGAGAAAUAAGGUCUUACUUGGGGCUAACUUCGCUAGACGCCACUGUAACAAACCAAAUUUUAUAGUACUUGGAAAUAAAAAGGUUGUAAAUCCAUUU
Messenger RNA from Aplysia californica (California sea hare), 10969 nucleotides. RefSeq names its product E3 ubiquitin-protein ligase UBR5. The record is from RefSeq and is a predicted model, not a curated record. Gene Ontology annotation, cellular component: nucleus. Gene Ontology annotation, molecular function: zinc ion binding; RNA binding; ubiquitin-protein transferase activity. Gene Ontology annotation, biological process: DNA damage response; protein polyubiquitination; regulation of double-strand break repair. NCBI's taxonomy places the organism in Eukaryota, Metazoa, Mollusca, Gastropoda, Aplysiida, Aplysiidae. The transcript is spliced from 45 exons. The coding region runs from base 129 to 9656 and encodes 3175 amino acids.